Messenger RNA from Lentinula edodes (shiitake mushroom), 1844 nucleotides. RefSeq lists its product as uncharacterized. The coding region runs from base 97 to 1713 and encodes 538 amino acids. The record is from RefSeq and is a predicted model, not a curated record. NCBI's taxonomy places the organism in Eukaryota, Fungi, Basidiomycota, Agaricomycetes, Agaricales, Omphalotaceae. The transcript is spliced from 2 exons.
CUUUGUUCUUUGUUAUAAACGCGACGGGCAAGUGGCAUCUAGCAUCUUUCCUCUCUACAGUCAUCUUUUGGGACCAUAUCGUGUACAAUAUCCUUCAUGGUAAACUAUGAGUCGGAGUGCCCACAAUGUGGCUAUUCCUCCAAAACCAAACUUCCUCCCAUCUCGUCCAAUAGUCCCCGUAUCGCCGAGUUAUGCCGCACAAACAAUCGUCCCACUCCAGAAGAAGAAAAGGAACUUAGAUCCUUCGUUGAGGAAGGGCAAUCUGUCCUCAAUCAUAUCGAAACUCGAAUUGCUUUGAUGAAGGCCUCACUGCAGGCCCUCGAAAAUGCCAGAGACCUCCUUCGACCCGUAGUCAUGCAGUACAAAGCGUCUCUCAAUCCGAUAAGGCGCCUGCCCUCUGACAUAUUGGGACGCAUCUUCUUCUAUGGUGUGGGUUAUGAUAAAGAUCCCGAGGAGUAUUUCGACUUUGCUUCACAAUCUUUGGACUUAAAUUCGCCUCCGUGGGUAUAUGGACGCGUCUGUCAUCGAUGGAAGGAUAUCAUUCACAACACGCCUUUUCUCUGGACACGAGUGAAGAUAGAGCUGUGUAAAAUACAAACUAAAACUUCCUCUAAUUUGCGUAUUCCUUUGACGCUCUCGCUCAUGUCAAUCUACUUUCGACGUUCAAAGGCGCUUCCACUCAUUAUCUACCUCGAUAUGUCCUCCGAUGAGUCAUCGCUCUCUGUUUCUAAUCACAUCAUUUAUAUCUCCAACCUUAUCCUCACACACUCUUGGCGAUGGGAGCUGUUGGUUCUUUCUGGAGGGCAAGGAAUUGGUCCUGCUGCGAUUUCCGAGGACACCUUCUCAUCAUUGGAGCGGAUAGAGAUCCGGGAGUCGAAUUCACCAAGUACUUCAAGCUCGUUGGAUAUCGUAGCGCCGAAAUUGAGGGCAUGGUCAACAGUGGGAAAUACAUGGUCAAAUCCUGUCAAAACUAUGCCGCCGAGCUCGUUCUAUCACCAAAUCACAGAAUAUUCUAUUUCAGCAGUAGCGUCCAGCGAGGUUCUGAAAGCUAUUUCACAGCUUCCAAAUCUCCGUAAACUCUCCGUGCGGUGUCUUUUGGUUGGCGAUGAUUCUCAAAGAUCAAAGGUUGUCCUCUACCUUCCCAAACUCGAGGAGUUUUCCAUUGAACAGAGGAAUCCGCUUGCGCUUUAUCCUGCUCUCGUGGAUCUUCUAGACUCACUUUCUUGUCCAGCACUCAUCCGUCUUACCGUCAUUGCCUCUGGAAUCGUCAGUGACGCAGUCAAACGAUUCGAAGAGCGGUCAAAUUUCCAACUUCAACAUCUAGUUGUCGGGAAAGAUGCGGAAAAAUUUGUGAACGGCCUGUUGAACUCACUUGUGCUCCGACGUAUACUGAUUAGGGGUGAUCACUCUCCCUCGUCCGUGCUCUUGGUGCUUCAUGAAAUUUUCGGAAUGUAUUCCCACAAGGCUCCACUGCCGAACCUUCGUGAAUUGCAGUUCCAUUGGAAUCCAUCCUUACCUCUUGUAGAUUUUGAUAUAAUGGGCACGCUCUAUUUUUGUGUUCACUCUCGAAUGAAGUGCUCAAACGCACUGGGAGUAAAACCGCUCAGUGUAUUCAUCACAGCACCUGAUGAACAAGCAAGGAGGAUGCUUAGCCACCCACAAUUGAGGGACAUUCAUUCAAUGGGAGCGACGGUCGAUAUCAUAGCUAUAUGACCCUACGACCCGCAGCUCUACCACCAUGCAGGGACCCAGUCAAGGUGUACCCAUAUCAGAAGAAUGGAGAAAGGCAACAGACGAGGAUAUUACUUAUUUGUUUCCAUGACUCCCCGCGCCUUAGUACUUAG